AUGGCCUUCGCGUUUCCCGAUCACUAUGGCCACCGAUUCACGCCGACACUCCAUAACGAGGCCGAGGGGCCGACGCUUCCAGAAAACAAUCGCUCAACGCCCUGCGUCGUGGUCGUCACAGGCGCGGGUAAGGGUCUAGGUGUCUACAUCUCACUCGCUUACGCGCGUGCCGGAGCGACUGGUAUCUGCAUCUCGAGUCGAACGCCGAGCGAUCUUGACGCGCUGGAGAAGCAGCUGAGGGAGGUGAACCCGAAGUUGGAGAUCCUGUCGGAGGUCUGUGACACGACGAAGCCGGAGUCUGUCGAGACGCUCGCAGAAAAGGUCCGAGAGAAGUGGAACGGGCGAUUGGACGUGGUCAUUGCAAACGCCGGUAUCAUCUCGAAGUACCUGUACGACACGGACUCGAGCACGGGGGAGAAGACGAACUGGCGCCUCCCCAAGGGCAUCGUCGAAGACGACGACUUCAAGCGCGUCAUCGACAUCAAUCUGCUGGGCAGCUACUAUGUCGCCAAGUACUUUACGCCGCUGCUCAUCGACCCGGAGAACCCCAGCAAAGUGAGGAGUUACAUCGUCAUCACGAGUCUUGCGAGCCAGUUGACCGAGAGCAGUUUCACGCCGACGGCGUACAACGUGGCAAAACUCGGCAACAACCGCAUGGUCGAGCACAUGGCUGAGGACCACAAGGGCGAAGGACUGCUGGCCUUCGCGGUGCACCCUGGCGCUGUCCUGACACCGCAGACGGCGAACCAUUCGACGAAGAAGGGCGAUGCCUGGGACACGCGCUUGACCGAGGACAUUGGUCUGUGCGGCGGCUGGUUGACCUGGUUGACCCGCGAGAGAAGGGAGUGGUUGAGCGGGCGGUACCUCAGUGUGACUUGGGAUGUGGACGAGCUGGAAGCCAUGAAGGACGACAUUGUACGCGAAGAUAAGUUGAAAUUCAGAAUGGUUGUCUAA
This is a messenger RNA of Cladophialophora psammophila CBS 110553, 954 nucleotides long. RefSeq lists its product as uncharacterized. Gene Ontology annotation, molecular function: oxidoreductase activity, acting on NAD(P)H, oxygen as acceptor. The coding region runs from base 1 to 954 and encodes 317 amino acids. The record is from RefSeq and is a predicted model, not a curated record. The transcript is spliced from 2 exons. Lineage: Eukaryota; Fungi; Ascomycota; Eurotiomycetes; Chaetothyriales; Herpotrichiellaceae. Gene Ontology annotation, cellular component: intracellular anatomical structure.